GCGGGGAUCUUCAGCAUGCACUCCUGUGAGGAAGGAUUUGCCACAGGAGGACGAGACGGCUGCGUACGCCUUUGGGAUACGGACUUCAAACCCAUCACCAGGAUUGACCUAAGAGAGGCCGAGCAGGGCUACAAAGGUCUGUCGAUUCGCAGCGUGUGCUGGAAAGCGGACCGGAUCCUGGCAGGGACUCAGGACAGUGAGAUCUUUGAGGUGAUGGUUCGAGACCGGGACAAACCGGUUCUCCUGAUGCAGGGUCACAGUGAGGGGGAGCUGUGGGCGCUGGACCUCCACCCCAAACAACCAGUGGCUGUUACCGGGAGCGACGACCGCUCAGUCAGGGACAUGACUGAGGUGGUCCACAUUAAGGACAGAAAGGAGGUGAUCCAUGAGCUCAAGUUCUCUCCAGAUGGCUCCUUCCUGGCAGUAGGAUCCAAUGAUGGACUGGUCGAUAUCUACGCUGUUGCUCAGCGCUACAAGAAGGUUGGUGAGUGCAACCGCUCCACCUCCUUCAUCACCCACCUGGACUGGUCUGUGGACAGCCGCUUUCUGCAGACCAAUGAUGGUUCUGGAGAGCGAAUCUUCUACAGGAUGCCAGCUGGAAAGUUGGUUCCUAAAGAGGAAGCCAAAGGGAUCCACUGGAUAACGUGGACAGGUGUCAUUGGACCCGAGGUGAACGGGAUCUGGGCCAAAUACUCCAACGUCACAAACAUGAAUUCUGUGCACGCCAACUACAGCAGUGCUGUCCUGGUGACCGGGGAUGAUCUGGGUCUCAUCAGGCUCUUCAGGUUUCCCUGCCUGAAAAAAGGGGCCAAGUUUAAAAAGUACAUUGGACACUCGGCCCAUGUGACCAACGUUCGCUGGUCCAGUGACCUGCAGUGGGUCAUCAGCACCGGGGGUGCCGACCAUGCCAUCUUCCAGUGGAGGUUCCUUCCUGAAAGUGUCAUGAAUGGUGUUUUGGAGCCGCUUCUUCAAGAGGGUUACGCUGACUCAAACAGCGGCGAGUCGGACUCGGAUGUGUCGGAUGUCCCAGAACUGGACUCAGACAUCGAACAAGAAGCUCAGACCAAUUAUGAGCGCCAAGUGUAUAAGGAGGACCUACCUCAGCUCAAAAAGAAGCUGACUGGUUCCCUGAAGCGUCAGAAAGUGCCGGAGGAGGGCCUUCGCCUGCAGUUUGUUCAUGGGUACAGAGGCUUCGACUGUCGGAACAACUUAUUCUACAGUCAGACCGGGGAGGUGGUGUUCCACGUAGCUGCUGUCGCCAUCAUCUACAACCGGCUGCAGCACAGCCAGCGGUUUUAUCUUGGACACGAUGACGACAUCCUCAGCCUCACUGUCCAUCCGCUCAAAGACUACGUGGCCUCUGCACAGGUGGGCCGAGACCCAGCGAUCCACGUCUGGGACGUCCAAACCCUGAAGUGUCUGUCACUGCUCAAAGGACACCACAGCAAAGGGGUGUGUGCUCUGGACUUUACAGCGGACGGCAAGAGUUUAGUUUCUGUGGGAAUCGAUGAAUUUCACUCCAUCGUCAUCUGGGACUGGAAGAAAGGAGAGCGACUGGCCAAGACCAGGGCUCAUAAAGAGAAGAUCUUUGUGGUGAAAAGUAACCCGUUCAGGAUAGACAAGCUGGUGACCGUGGGAAUGAAACACAUCAAGUUCUGGCAGCAUUCAGGUGGGGGUCUGACCUUUAGACGGGGGAUCUUCGGAAACCUGGGGAAGCAGGAGACCAUGAUGACGGCGUGUUACGGUCGGUCUGAGGAUCUGGUCUUCACCGGAGCCACCAACGGAGACGUCUAUAUCUGGAAGGACACAUCCCUCAUCAAGACUGUCAAAGCUCACGAUGGACCUGUCUUCUCCAUGUGUUCCCUGGACAAGGGUUUUGUGACAGGGGGGAAGGACGGCGUGGUGGAGCUGUGGGACGACAUGUUUGAGCGAUGUUUGAAGACCUAUGCCAUAAAGCGAGCUGCUUUAUCUCCGUCCUCUAAAGGCCUGCUGCUGGAGGACAACCCGUCCAUCAGAGCCAUCACUCUGGGUCACGGUCACAUCUUGCUCGGAACCAAGAACGGAGAAAUCCUGGAGAUCGAUAAGAGUGGGCCAAUGACACUGCUGGUUCAGGGUCACAUGGAAGGGGAGGUGUGGGGUUUGGCAGUUCAUCCCCUACUUCCUGUCUGUGCCUCCGUCAGCGAUGAUAAAACUCUGAGAAUCUGGGAGCUGUCAGCCAAUCACAGGAUGGUUGCUGUCCGUAAACUGAAGAAAGGCGGGCGGUGCUGCGCCUUUUCUCCGGACGGUAAAGCUCUGGCUGUGGGUCUGAACGACGGCAGCUUCAUGGUGGUGAACGCAGACACGCUGGAGGACAUGGUGACCUUUCACCACCGCAGGGAUCUCAUCUCAGACAUUCGUUUCUCCCAAGAUGUAGGCAAGUACCUGGCCGUGGCUUCCCAUGAUUCUUUUGUGGACAUCUACAACAUCCUGACGAGUAAAAGGGUCGGCAUUUGUAAAGGAGCUGGAAGCUUCAUCACUCACAUGGACUGGGACUCCAGAGGUAAACUGCUCCAGGUGAACACUGGAGCUAAGGAGCAGUUGUUCUUCGAGGCUCCACGAGGACACAAACAGAGCAUCAGUGUGGCCGAGUUUGAGAAGUUGGACUGGGCCACCUGGACCUCAGUUCUGGGUCCCACCUGUGAAGGAAUAUGGCAGACUCUCAGCUUCAUUAAUGCAGCUUCUCUCACCAAAGAUCGUAAACUUCUGGCCACGGGAGAUGACUUCGGCUUUAUUAAACUCUUCAGCUUCCCAUCCAGGGGCCAGUUUGCCAAGUUUAAGAAGUACGUGGGUCACAGCACCAAUGUGACAAAUGUCCGCUGGUCUAAUGACGACUCCAUGCUGUUGUCUGUGGGCGGAGCCGACACUGCGCUGAUGAUCUGGACCAGAGAACCACCAGGUCACAAAGAGAGCAAAGCCUUGGACAGCGAGGAGUCAGAUGACGACUCUGAGGAAGACGGAGGGUAUGACAGUGACAUUGCUUGGGAGAAAGGGGUGGACUAUGUAGCUAAGAUCUAUUCAGCAAGUACCAGGAACAUGUCAGGAACCAAACCUCACCUACAACAUCGAGAGCUUCCUGUGGAGGAGAGGCCUCCUGUGAGCCGAGCUGUUCCGCUGCCUGACAAGCUGCUGAAGAACAACGUGACCAAGAAGAAGAAGGUGGUGGAGGAGCUGGUUCUGGAACACAUCUUUGGUUACAGAGGCUUUGACUGCCGCAACAACCUGCAUUACCUCAACGAUGGUGCUGACAUCAUCUUCCACACCGCUGCUGCUGUGAUCAUCCAGAACCUGUCUGCUGGAACUCAAAGUUUCUAUCUGGAACACACCGACGACAUCCUCUGUCUGACUGUCAAUCAACACCCCAAGUACCAGAACAUCAUUGCCACGGGCCAGAUCGGUGACCUCUCUGACCUGACAGGUCUUGCUCCAUCCAUCCACGUGUGGGACGCGGUGACCAAGCAGACCCUGUCCAUCCUGCGCUGCUCUCAUGCUAAAGGUGUCGGCUACGUGAACUUCAGCGCCACCGGGAAGCUUCUGCUGUCUGUGGGCGUGGAACCAGAACACACCAUCACAGUGUGGAGGUGGCAGGAAGGAUCUAAGGUGACCAGUAAAGGGGGCCACUCUGAGCGGAUCUUUGUGGUGGAGUUCAGACCCGACUCUGACACCCAGUUUGUGUCUGUGGGAAUCAAACACAUCAAGUUCUGGACUCUGGUUGGAGGGUCGCUCAUGUAUAAGAAAGGUGUGCUGGGCUCGGUGGAGGACAGCCGCAUGCAGACCAUGCUGUCCGUGGCAUUUGGAGCUAACAACCUGACGUUUACCGGAGCCAUCAAUGGAGAUGUGUACGUCUGGAGGGAACACUUCCUGGUUCGAGUCGUGGCCAAAGCUCACAGCGGUCCGGUCUUCACCAUGUACACCACGCUGAGGGACGGCCUCAUCGUUACCGGAGGCAAGGAACGCCCGACCAAAGAGGGGGGAGCCGUGAAGCUGUGGGACCAGGAGAUGAAGCGCUGCCGGGCCUUCCAGCUGGAGACCGGUCAGCCAGUGGAGAACGUCCGAUCCGUCUGCAGAGGCAAGGGUAAGAUUCUGGUGGGAACAAAAAAUGGUGAGAUCAUAGAGGUUGGAGAGAAGAAUGCUGCGUCCAACGCCAUGAUCAACGGACACACUCAGGGAGGGAUCUGGGGCUUAGGAGCUCAUCCUUUCAAAGAUGUCUUCAUCUCAGCCAGCGAUGAUGGGACCAUCCGGAUAUGGGACCUGGCUGACAAGAAAUUGCUGAAUAAGGUGAGUUUGGGUCACCCUGCCAAGUGCACGUCCUACAGUCCAAACGGAGAGAUGGUUUCCAUCGGCAUGGAGAACGGAGAGUUCAUCGUCCUGCUCGUCAACUCACUCACCGUCUGGGGCAAGAAGAGGGACCGCAGUGCUUCCAUCCAGGAUAUCCGUUUCAGCCCGGAUAACCGGUUCCUGGCAGUGGGUUCRGUUGAAAGCGCCGUUGAUUUCUACGACCUUUCUCUUGGCUCAUCACUUAAUCGAAUCGGUUACUGCAAGGACAUCCCCGGCUUUGUGAUCCAGAUGGACUUCUCUGCUGACAGCAAACACAUCCAGGUGUCCACCAGCACCUACACCCGACAGGUSCACAUGGUUCCAUCAGGGAAGAUGGUCACAGAACUACCCAUUAUCGAAAGAACCACCUGGGCAAGCUGGACCAGCAUCCUCGGGGAUGAAGUUCUGGGCAUUUGGCCUCGAAACGCCGAUAAGGCCAACGUGAACUGCGCCUGCGUUUCCCACGCCGGCCUCAGCCUGGUGACCGGAGACGACUUCGGUCUCAUCAAGCUCUUCGACUUCCCCUGCACUGAAAAAUAUGCCAAACACAAGCGUUACUUCGGUCACUCCCCUCAUGUGACUAACAUCCGCUUCUCCUGUGACGAUAAACAUGUCAUCAGUGCUGGAGGCAGUGACUGCAGCCUGUUUGUGUGGAGAUGUCAGUGAAGUUUUGGGAGUCCAGAUGAACGCUUGUCCUCAGAUUCCUGUUACUGUCCUCGAAGGACCAGAAGUCUGGUUUUAUGCCCUCUGAACUGACUCUGGAUCAGUUUCCUGCUGCUGACAGAGGGUGGAGUACCUCUAUUCUGGCACAGAGGCUUUUCCUUGUUGCAUCUGAUGAAGUUUCAGGUCUUUUCUUUUGUUAGACUGAUGGAGAAAUGUUUGAGCUCCAGCAGCCAUGUAGCCGUGUGAUGUAGCGUGUUCCUGUGUUCGUGCCUUUUCUACAACCUCUGACCAAACAUUUGAUAAGAUCAUGGUGCUGUAACAAUUUAGGGCUUUUACACAUGUGGAUGCUAAAUUCAUUUGUUUUUUUUUUCUUUUUGUGAUGAUGAUGAUGUAGUUCCCUGCAUGAAAGUAAAACAAAGGAAAUAUAGAUCUGUGACAGACAUUAAGAACUGAAGGUUUUAAAAACUAGUUUGUUAAUAAACUCUACCUCUAAAACAAAGAAAAACAAAGAAGUAUUUGGUAAGAACUAAAUGUUAAAAUGUUUGUUUGUGACUCCAGCUGAUGAUCUCUGCUGGUCCUUCUGUAAUACAUCUAGGUUCCUGUAGCUCCAACRGUUCGAUUCCUUCAGUCUGAACUGGUUUCUGUCAAAUAUGAAAUGUCUUUAAAUUAAGUAAACAACAAAACAAGAGGCUAGACUCUUCUGCAGAAAGUAACAAUCUUUAGUUUCAUUCUGACUCUGUGCUGCAGAUAUUUGAUGAUAAUUGUAGUUCUAUGAAAGUUUUGGUCCUAAAUGAUAUGUGAUAAAUAGUGUUUAAAAAGCCUAAAUAUAUGAGUGUUUUGGACUUUGUGUGUCCACACUACACAUGCCCGCAUUUUGGUCAAAAUAGAGUAGAUUUAAAGAGAGAGAACGAUAUUUUGUCAUUUCCUAUGUGGCAAUCCUGAAACUCCUGGACUCUGGGGAUAUGGAGUGUCAAGGAGGAGAAAUUAAAGUUCCUCUUUAAUUGUUUAAUUGAUUCUUUGUUUAAUAGAAAAUCUGAAAGUCAGAAUGGAUCAACUUUGUGACAUUUAUUUUAUAAAUGAAUAAAACUACAGGACAGAACAAUUGUG
Messenger RNA from Austrofundulus limnaeus, 6123 nucleotides. It is a transcript of the gene eml6, whose product is annotated as EMAP like 6. NCBI's taxonomy places the organism in Eukaryota, Metazoa, Chordata, Actinopteri, Cyprinodontiformes, Rivulidae. Gene Ontology annotation, molecular function: microtubule binding. The record is from RefSeq and is a predicted model, not a curated record.